AUGGCCGACAACAGCACAACAACCGAGGGCGCGUCCCAAGGCUUCGUCUUCUACCACUAUGAGCCUUCCAUGGUCGCAGCCGUAAUCUUUAUCGGAGUAUUCGGAUUAUCGGGUCUGAUGCACAUCUGGCAAUUGACACGAUCGCGGACAUGGUAUUUUAUCCCGUUCGUGAUUGGAUGCCUUUUUGAGGCCAUCGGUUAUGUUGGCCGCGCCAUGUCUGCGCAAGAAGCACCCGACUACAGCAAGAACCCUUACAUCAUUCAAUCCAUCCUGCUUCUACUUGGCCCUGCACUGUUUGCUGCCUCGAUUUACAUGGUUCUCGGCCGGCUUAUCACCCUGCUUGAUGCUGGCAACUACUCUCUGAUCAAGCCGAAAUGGCUGACCAAGGUGUUUGUCCUGGGUGACGUCUUGUCAUUCUUCGCCCAGAGUGGAGGUGGAGGUAUGCUCGCAACCGCCAAAGACCGAGACUCCGUCAAGAAGGGCGAAAACAUCAUUGUCGGUGGUCUGGGCAUCCAGAUCGUCUUUUUCGGCUUUUUCAUGGUCGUGACGCUCGUCUUCCACAUGCGCCUGUCCCGCAACCCGACCCCGAAGACAUACUCUCUCGACACGCCAUGGAAGGGCCUCCUUUGGGUGCUCUACGCCAGCAGUUUGCUCAUCAUGGUUCGAUCCAUCUUCCGUGUCGCCGAAUACGUCGAGGGAAAGGAGAGCGAGCUCCAGGCGAAGGAGAUGUACAUCUACAUCUUUGAUGCUCUCCUGAUGGGUAUCACCGUGCUGUUGUUCAACUGGUUCCAUCCCAGCCGCGUCAUCAACAACCGAGCGACGGGCUUGAAGCAAGUUUCCAGCUCGGAGGUUCUGUCUGAGGGAUACCUGAUGGAGAGUGGACAAUACCAACAGCCUCAGGGACAGUACCCGCCGAGCCCGUAUCAACAGUACCAAGGUGCCGGAGGCCAGGGCGACUUUCGCAGGUAA
This is a messenger RNA of Colletotrichum karsti, 969 nucleotides long. Its product is annotated as rta1 domain-containing protein. The record is from RefSeq and is a predicted model, not a curated record. Lineage: Eukaryota; Fungi; Ascomycota; Sordariomycetes; Glomerellales; Glomerellaceae. The coding region runs from base 1 to 969 and encodes 322 amino acids. The transcript has 3 exons. Gene Ontology annotation, cellular component: membrane.